Molecule: messenger RNA, 1355 nt
Organism: Cottoperca gobio
Lineage: Eukaryota; Metazoa; Chordata; Actinopteri; Perciformes; Bovichtidae
Gene: tmem88a
Product: transmembrane protein 88 a
Exons: 3
Coding region: 457-1053 (198 amino acids)
Cellular component (GO): plasma membrane
Molecular function (GO): PDZ domain binding
Source: RefSeq, a predicted model, not a curated record
CACAGCACAGCCUGCUUUCUGUGCAUUCGCAUUAGAGGCAACACAGGAUACACACUCACACACACACAUGCGCACACUGGUCACCAUUUACACACUCAAUCAUAUCUCAAACUGGAGUCGGAGUGAGGAAACAGAAUGUCAGGGAAGGAAGCGCUGAAGCCAGUGGGAAAGCAGGAUUUGCCUCAAGUCUACAGAGCUCUUUUCUGACCCAUUCGACAGGAGGUCUGAGGGAGACAUUUUGAUUCAUAAAAGCAGGCAAAUAGCUGAUUAUAGUUUUCAAAAAGCUUUUUAGAUUUAGUUAAGUAGUUGAAACUUCACUCGGUUACCACUCACAAGAUCUGGAUUUUCAAUCAGAGCUCUACAGGUUCUUUCAAAGCCGCAUCAUCUGCCGCCACCAUCGAGCUGCGAGCUGCAGGAGGACACUUCACCAGGUUUACAGCAGAACUACAAGGAAAGAUGAGUCUGUCAUGGAACGGCACGCUUGAGAAGAAUGUAUCCGAUCAGCCCCACACUGAGCCGGGCUCCCCCUCCAGAGCGGGGUCAGGGGUCGUGGUACCGCCUCCAUACUCUCUGGGUGGCAGCGAAGCCGCUGAAACCCCCCUGGAGUUAAGGGGCUCACUAGACUGCUGGGCAUGCUCGGUGCUGGUCACUGCACAGAAUCUGAUCAUAGCGCUGAUCAACGGCGGGCUGGCCAGCAUCAUCUUUGGCACCAUCCUCACCCCUGCUCUUGUCAUGAUCAUAUUCGGCUUCCUCUGCCACUCUACGGUGCAGCCCCACGGAACAUCUCUGUAUUGCUCAGACAUGCUGGAUGACGGCGGCUGCGUGGCUCUGCUGGUGGUGGGCUUUCUGCUGCUCACCCCUCUGCUGGUCCUGGCUCUUGCCGCCUACUGUCGCCUGGCCCGACACCUCCAGCUGGGAAUGUGUUUCAUUCCCUACAGCCGCGCCGUCUACAAGAACCUGCCCGCGUCCCGCCACAGGAGGGCUGAUGCAGGAGGCUGCUGUGGCCAGCAGGGAGCUUCGGAGAGGGAGGGGAAGGGUAGUGUAUGGGUGUAGGAGAGGAGAGGAGGGUUGUAUAUGGUUGUAAUAUGUAUCCCUGUUUAAUGAUUUUUUAUUUUUAUGAAAAGCCAUUGUAAAAAGCCAUCUUAUUUCAUCAUUUAUAAUGAUUGUUUGGUAGUCAAUAUUGCUUUUUUAAAAUACAAUUUCAAUGUAUUAAAUGUAUUUUAUACCUUUUUACAAUAAAGUGUCACUCGACCUGCAAACUGAAACAGGAUGGACUGUGAACUUCAUUUAAUAGUGGGUGAAUUUUAAAGAAGUAUAACUGAAUAUAGAUUAAAGAGUAAAAUAUUUGUAACCCA